Molecule: messenger RNA, 3759 nt
Organism: Hydractinia symbiolongicarpus
Lineage: Eukaryota; Metazoa; Cnidaria; Hydrozoa; Anthoathecata; Hydractiniidae
Product: coiled-coil domain-containing protein 78-like
Exons: 20
Coding region: 684-3476 (930 amino acids)
Cellular component (GO): cytoplasm
Source: RefSeq, a predicted model, not a curated record
AGUAUAUACAUAUGAACAUAAGCAAUGGUUUGGAAAGAUGAAGAUGCUUUUACUGUGUUGGGAGCUUCUUUUAAAGUAGAAUUUCUUUUUUUUUUCACUCAGUUCAUCUAUACUAAAUAGGGUAGAAUGUGAUUAACCGUGUCAUCACACAGAGAAGGUAAAAUUCUCAGCAAAGUGAUUGAAGUUUAACAAGAUAAUAAUGAAGAUGCGUUAUAUUAUCCAAAAUUGUUGAUUUUGUUUGCCUUGUAUUUCAAUUGGGGUUGCUGGUGCCAGAAAGCAUCAGAAAGUCAUCAGCAAGUUUCUUUUACAUCAGGAGUUUUUAAUGAUUGUCUGUUUAUGUUAAGCAUACGAUUCAUAUUUUGCAAUAAAUGCACUCAUAUCAAAAAGAUGAUUCGUUCUAAUUAUUUCAGUGUUCCUUUUGUAAUUAUCUUUUUUGUUGACUUGACUUGACAACUGCAAGAAUUAUUAUUCAAUUUCUAACUUUUAGAAACAUUUUUACUAGCCUCAGUGGAGGUAUAAUUUUUCAUAAGUAUCACGGAAAAGUAACAUUCUUUUUUUAAUUUUUGUGGCCGCACUGUUGUAAAUGAAACUCAGGAUAGUUGAAUUGUGUGUAGAUAUAUUUCAAAACUUAUUAAUUAUUUAGAACCUAGGCACAUCAUUAUGGUUCUUUAAAAAAUGUAGUCAUGACUGCCAUACAAGGAUUCUGUAGAAUAUGUGACAGUGAGAAGAACACUCCAAAAGGAAAGGAGAAGUACACCAUAUCAGAAAACCAAGUAACAUACAAUUCGACUAGUUAUACCUUUAAUAAAGUUUUUUACAAACCAAAAAGAUAUAACGAAAUAUACGCAGCAUGUCUGGAAGAUUUGGAAAGAUAUUUCUUAAGCGGAUAUAACACCUCGUUUUUAUUUUUGGGUGCUGUCAAAAGUCAGUUGCUGCACAGUGAUAAAGGACUAUUAAGUUACAUAAUUGAGCAAAUAUACAAUGCUUUUUCUAAACAAUGCAAAGCUAAAGAGGGUAAAAAAUCAUCAACUUUAUCAUCGAACAGGAAAGAUGAGAUUCUAAUCAGAGUGAUUGAAGUUCAACAAGAUAAUAUUAAAGAUUUGUUAUGUUUGCUGAAAGUAUCUGCUCGUAACAAGUCAUUAUCUGGAAGGGACUCAUCAACUAAACAUACUGAUUCUAUUCCCACAUUGGAAACGCCGUCUCCAGUUGAAGGUAAUGUUCAAGUUGUGGAAGAUGAUUUUAAUGGCAUCAUGAUAGAGAAUGCAAAAGUGUUAUCUUUGGGUACUCUAUCGUCAACAGUUUUACUGAGCUCACUUCAAGAGUCUUUACAUCAAUCUGAAAUUUCUAAGGAUAGCACUACAUCAAAUCUCAUCAUUGAGCUUGCUCUCCAAAAGAUUGUUGAUGGAUUUGAUAUUCCUGUUUCUUCCUGGUUUCGCUUUAUAUGCCUACCAGCUGCUUCCAAUGAGAAUGAGCAGUUUAUGAGCUCUGUAGAUGUGCUUGAAUCUUUUAUAAGGUUGGCAACACCUCAUGCUUAUGAUUCUGUCAACAGAUCACAUGUUACAGUAAAGAUGUUGUCUGAUAUGAUCGGAGGGAACUGCAUAACUAAUUUCAUGUUAUUAAUGGAACCAUACGUUUCGAUGAGUAAUAAACAUUCUCUUGAAACAGCAACAAAGCUCUGUAAACUCCACAAUUAUCCAGUGGAUAACUCGCCACAUAUGAAGAGUUUAUUGCGGCAGUACCGAAUCAAAAUCAAAGCUCUGCAAAGAAAUUUGUCAAAGAAAAAAAACAUUGAUGAUGCUUUUAUAGAAGAAUUAAAAGAAAAAAUAGCACAUCUUGAUCAGGAAAAUAAGCAACUGCACAAUGAAAAAGAAAACUUGGAAAACAUGAUGAGUGACGUAAAGGAAAAAUAUAACAAGGCUGUUGUUUCGCAUGCCGAUAUUUCAUCAAAAAAUGUCUUUUCUACGGAAGAAAAGCUGAAGAUGUCGAAAGAAGCAAUCGAACUGCGUAUUCAUACUAACAAAAUUCAACAAGAGGCAGAGACACAGUUUUUUGAGUUGAAAAAUAAGUUACUGAUUGAGCAGGAAAAAACCUCAAAACUUGAACGCCAUUUAGCCUUCGAAAGAAAGGUGCAUACCGAUUUGAAAGAGAAAUUUGAUAUUGUAAACAAGGACAAGAAAGAUCUUCUUGAAGAAUAUAUCAACUUAAAAGCCAACUAUCAAUCUGUGAAGACUCGAUAUCAGCAAGAGAAAUCUACAAAUGAAGGGCUAAAUGAAAUGGUAUGCAAAUUGUCAGAGAUAAAAGAAAAAAUGGAUGUUGAGAAAACAGAUUUACAGUGUCAGCAAAUCAAGCAUUUUAAUGAACAGCUUCAUAAGUUGAAAUUAGCAUUAUCAAAUAACAAGAAACAGGUGGAGGUAGAAGAGAAUGAAAGUUUGCUUAAGAAUUUUGUUGAUCAUGAUGAAGUCAGUGACAAUUAUAUGAAGCAACUUCAAGAAAAGCACCACAAAGAGUUGCAGUCAUUGGAGAAUUUGAUAUUUUCGCUGAAGAAGAAACUCGUACAGAAUGAAGAAACAAUAUUCACAUAUCAAAGAAAACUUGCUCAAACUACUUCAAAAAUGCUUAUCAUGAAGGACGAAAAAGAAUUUGUUGACACGAAGCUGUCAGACGUGGAACUAAAGUUUAAAAAUCUUUCACAUGAGUACCGCACGCGUUUGCACCAAUAUAUCUCUGAUUUAAAAAAUUUUGUGUCUGGUAAUUCCAAUGAUAACACCAAUAAAGCAUAUAUUGAAUCACUCGACAAUAUGAUGAAAGACUUACAAACAGCUUUUGACAACGAAGUAAAAACUUAUUACACGAAACUGGAGGAAGAAAAGAAAACAUCGCAAAUGAUUGUGGUGUUGCAUGAAAAGUUAUUGAUCGCCUAUAGGUUGCUAUUAAAAAAUCAAACUGAAGACUACAACGAACAGGAUGCGAGUUCAUAUGAAAUUUUGUUACCACCAGAUGAAGAAAUUCAAACGAUUUAUACGAAGGAAAGGAAUGAACUUCGAACAAAGUUGUGCAUAGCAGAAGAAAAAGUGAAAGACCUUCAAGAAAAUUUGAGUGUGUUAAAGCAACAUAUCAAGGAGCAAGAACUGAAUGGAAGUUUCGGGGAAAGCAACAUGGGUGACAUUUGGAAUGGUGUGCGAAAAAAAGUACGAGAUUUUACUACCACAGUUCAGCAUAACUUGGAGAAAGAGAGAGCUGAACUUCUGACUAGAUGUCAUCUGGCUGAACAACAGCUAGAAACGUAUCAAGAAAUGAUGGAAGAAAAUCACAAAAGAUAUCAGAUUGAAAUCAGUCAUUUGCAACAUCUAUUAAGCGAGCGACAACACGAAAGAUAUGUUCAAAACAAUCUGUUGGCUAUAGAGGACGGCAACGGAGGAGUGCUACCUCCUAUUCACCCAAGCAACUUCAGAUAUAAUCAGUAUAGUAGAAGGUGACACCGAACUGUCACUAUAAAAGACCUUUUAAGAAGUAGCUAAUAUCAGUUUGAUGUAACAGUAGUCUUCAGUGUUUUCUUAACUACCGUUUUUGUGAGACGAAUAUCUAAAAUGUCGUGCAGAAUUCAUAAAGUCAGUUUCUAAAAUUGAUUCCAUAUUUAUAUUGUUUCUGCUUUAUUUGGAUUUUUUGUUAAUAAGAAAUAAGUAGUAUAUUUAUUGUAUGUUAUAUGUAAAUACAUUAGAGAUAUAUAUAUUUUUAGAAAUAUAAUUUUUUUAUAAUGAA